GGCCCCUGCGGCAGCCGGCCGGGGAGAUCCGGCGGUCCCGGCUUUCUCUCCUCCCGGCUUGCUCCCGCCCCUUCCCCUCCCCCGGCUCUUCCCGCCGCUUCGCCCGGCUCGCCUGCCUUUCCAGUCGGGCUGGGCGGAGGCCGUACGCUCGGCGGCUCGGGCCGUGGAACCGUGGUCACACCCUUUCCACAAAUUUUUGGCUGGUAACCGCACUGCUAGAGCUGGGAGAACUGGAGUAAACCGCCCUAAUCAGACUUGACUCCAGCUGGGAGCUGACGCUGCAUCAUAAUAACCAACUUUUGCAAAGCGCUCACACAGGCUCUUGGGUGACUUGUCUCAGAUUCUUCCAGAACUGAGCUCAUUGCUAAAGCCAUGGCCCCAUGACCAGGUGGAGAGCACUCUUUGUGCCUGCAACUCCGAACCCUGGCUGACCACAUUGAAGCAAUAUGCUCCAGCAGGUCAAUGGCCACAAUCCAGACUCUGAUGCCCAAAGUGGGAAAUCCCUCAGAGAAGACCUGCAGGAGUUCCUGGGCAGGGAGGCCCCACUGCACCAGCUGGAUGACCUCACCAAGGUGAAUCCUGUGACGCUGGAGACAGUCCUGAGGUGCCUGCAGGCCCGGUACAUGGCAGACACAUUCUACACCAAUGCUGGCUGCACCCUGGUGGCUCUGAACCCCUUCAAGCCUGUUCCUCAGCUCUACUUGCCAGAGCUGAUGAGAGAGUACCACGCUGCACCUCAGCCCCAGAAACUGAAGCCCCAUGUAUUCAGUGUGGGUGAACAGACCUACAGGAAUGUCAAGAGCCUGAUUGAGCCAGUCAACCAGUCUAUUGUUGUCAGUGGAGAGAGUGGUGCUGGAAAGACAUGGACGUCCCGCUGCCUCAUGAAGUUCUAUGCUGUGGUGGCUGCCUCACCCACAUCUUGGGAGAGCCACAAGAUUGCAGAGAGGAUUGAACAGAGGAUCCUAAACUCCAACCCUGUCAUGGAAGCUUUUGGGAAUGCGUGUACGCUGAGGAAUAACAACAGCAGUCGCUUUGGGAAGUUCAUCCAGCUCCAGUUGAACAGGGCCCAGCAGAUGACCGGAGCUGCAGUCCAGACCUACCUCUUGGAGAAAACUCGAGUGGCCUGCCAGGCCUCCAGCGAGAGGAACUUCCACAUCUUCUACCAGAUCUGCAAAGGAGCCAGCGAGGAUGAGAGGCUCCAGUGGCAUCUCCCCAAGGGAGCUGCCUUCUCCUGGCUGCCCAACCCAGAGAGGAACUUAGAAGAGGAUUGUUUUGAGGUGACCAGAGAGGCCAUGCUCCAUUUGGGCAUCGACACCCCCACCCAGAACAACAUCUUUAAGGUCCUAGCUGGGCUGCUGCACCUUGGCAAUAUCCAGUUUGCUGAUUCAGAAGAUGAAGCCCAGCCCUGCCAACUGAUGGACAAUGCCAAGUGCUCUGUCAGAACAUCAGCCUUGCUGCUGCAGCUCCCAGAGGACAUGCUGCUAGAGACACUGCGGAUUAGAACCAUCAGAGCAGGCAGGCAGCAGCAGGUGUUCCGGAAGCCCUGUUCCCAAACCGAGUGUGACACCCGCAGAGACUGUGUGGCCAAACUGGUCUAUGCAAGGCUGUUUGACUGGCUGGUAUCAGUGAUCAACAGUAGCAUCUGUGCAGACCCAGGCUCAUGGACCACUUUCAUAGGCCUGCUGGAUGUGUAUGGAUUUGAGUCAUUUCCUGACAACAGUCUGGAACAGUUGUGCAUCAACUACGCCAACGAGAAGCUGCAGCAGCACUUUGUGGCUCACUACCUACGGGCGCAGCAGGAGGAAUACACAGUUGAAGGCCUGGAGUGGUCAUUUGUCAACUACCAGGACAACCAGGCCUGUUUGGAUCUCAUCGAGGGGAGCCCCAUCAGCAUCUGUGCCCUCAUAAAUGAGGAAUGCCGCCUCAAUCGGCCAAGCAGUGCAGCCCAGCUCCAGACACGCAUUGAGAGUGCCCUAGCGGGCAGCCUGUGUCUGGGCCACAAUAAGCUCAGCCGGGAGCCCAGCUUUGUUGUGGUGCAUUAUGCAGGGCCUGUGCGGUACCACACAGCAGGCCUAGUAGAGAAGAACAAGGACCCUGUGCCCCCUGAGCUGACUGUACUUCUGCAGCAAUCCCAGGACCCACUGCUCAUGGUGCUAUUUCCAAUUAACCCCAAAGAGAAGAUCCAGGAGGAACCCUUUGGCCAGAGCAGGGCCCCUGUGUUGACCGUGGUGUCCAAGUUCAAGGCCUCCCUGGAGCAGCUUCUGCAGGUCCUGCACAGCACCACACCCCACUACAUUCGCUGCAUCAAGCCUAACAGCCAGGGCCAGGCACAGACCUUCCUCCAGGAAGAGGUCCUGAGCCAGCUGGAGGCCUGUGGCCUCGUGGAGACCAUCCACAUCAGUGCCGCUGGCUUCCCCAUCCGGGUCUCUCACCAGAACUUUGUGGAAAGAUAUGAUUUACUAAGAAGGCUCCGUCCUCGCAUACUUUCUGGCCCUCAUAGCCCAUAUCCUGCCAAAGAGUGCUCUGAACAGUCUCCACACAGCGAAGAGGCCACACUUCAACCUCUUCUCCAGGACAUUCUCCACACUCUGCCAGCUCUAACUCAGGCAGCAGCCACACCUGGUGACUCGGAUGAGGCCACGCCAGCCCCCGUGCACUGUGGCAGGACCAAGGUGUUCAUGACGGACUCCAUGCUGGAGAUUCUGGAACAUGGGCGUGCCCAGGUGCUGGAGCAGUGUGCCCGCUGCAUCCAGGGUAGCUGGAGGCUAUACCAGCACCGAAAGCAACAGAGGCAGAGGCGAGCUGCCGUGCUCAUCCAGGCAGCCAUUCGUUCCUGGUUAGCUCGGAAACACAUUGAGAGGCUGCACACAGCUGCCACAACCAUCAAGCGUGCAUGGCAGAAGUGGAGAAUCAGAAUGGCCUUCCUUGCUUCUGAAGAACUGGACGGUGUAGAAGAACACUUCUCUCAAGCUCCCUGUUCCUCGAGAUCCUCCCCAAAGCCCCUGAUACAGACCAGGCUCCUGGGGGCAAUAAUCCGCCUCUGGCCCCUGGGAUUGGUCCUGGCCAAUGCUGCUACAGGAAUACAAGGCUUUCAGAGGAAACUAGUCGUCUGGGCCUGCCUCCAGCUUCCCAGGGACAGCCCCCGUAGCUACACUGUCCAGAUAGCACAGCAAGACCAGGCUGGUGUCACAUCUAUCCGAGCACUGCCUCAGGGAUCGAUCAAGUUUCACUACAGAAAGUCUCCACUGCGCUAUGCUGAUAUCUGCCCUGAACCUUCACCUUAUAGUGUAACUGGCUUUAAUCAGAUUCUGCUGGAAAAACACAGGCUGAUCCAUGUGUGACCUCUUCUGACCCUACCUUCACCUGGCUGGGUGAUCCUUGGUGCCUUUUGUUUUUUCACAAGGCCUUUUCCCGCCAGCUGCCUUGCCAAAGACAUUUAAUGAAACACAGCUGCCAAACUAUGCCCAUAGCAUAGUGACUUCAAACACACGUGAGUAACAGUGAUGGCUCCAGCCUAAGAGCCAGGGCUGUGUGGCCAGUGGGCCUCGGGCUCUGGUCUACAUCAAGCACGGACAGGGUAUCAGGGCUGAUAGUUACCAAGCCAGGAUUAAGAAACAUCAGGGCCCCAGAGAACUUUACAUUUCACUACCUUCAGAGAUCAAACUAAGCAGCAGAUAUGACUCCUAAAGUGUUAUCUGUCACCACAGUGGGCCCUGGUUCCCUAUAAGCACUUUUGGGCCAAGCCUUGCAUUUAGUUCCUUAAAGGAAUGAAACCUUAGUAUUUAAGAAGUUCUUGAUUUAAUGUAAUUUCAAACAAUCAGAUUAUGGACCAAGGAUGAAAACAAUGAUCACAUCUUGAUUUUAUUUAGUAACACUGAUCAAGUUUUUAACUUACAUGGGUGUAAAACUUGGUAUCAUUUAUGAUGUCUGUCAUAACUGUACCAAGAAUAA
This is a messenger RNA of Lemur catta (Ring-tailed lemur), 3951 nucleotides long. RefSeq names its product myosin XIX (gene MYO19). The record is from RefSeq and is a predicted model, not a curated record. Gene Ontology annotation, molecular function: microfilament motor activity; actin filament binding; ATP binding. Lineage: Eukaryota; Metazoa; Chordata; Mammalia; Primates; Lemuridae. Gene Ontology annotation, biological process: vesicle transport along actin filament; actin filament organization. Bases 447 to 3341 code for a protein of 964 amino acids. The transcript has 26 exons. Gene Ontology annotation, cellular component: cytoplasm; myosin complex; vesicle.